Messenger RNA from Labrus mixtus (cuckoo wrasse), 10320 nucleotides. It is a transcript of the gene pou2f2b, whose product is annotated as POU class 2 homeobox 2b. The record is from RefSeq and is a predicted model, not a curated record. Gene Ontology annotation, molecular function: RNA polymerase II cis-regulatory region sequence-specific DNA binding; DNA-binding transcription factor activity, RNA polymerase II-specific. Gene Ontology annotation, cellular component: nucleus. NCBI's taxonomy places the organism in Eukaryota, Metazoa, Chordata, Actinopteri, Labriformes, Labridae. Gene Ontology annotation, biological process: regulation of transcription by RNA polymerase II. The transcript is spliced from 16 exons. Bases 799 to 2991 code for a protein of 730 amino acids.
UGUGCGCGAGCGUAUGAAUGUCUUGUAUGUAGCCUUCAUGCAAAAGAGUAGAGGAGAAGGAGCGCGUGCAGCUAGAGACCAAAUACAAUAGAUCAAACCAAAUAUUACUACAGAAAUCCAAAUAACACUUUAUAACCCCGCAGGCCUUUUAACACUUGUCUGUUUUCUAUAUAUCCUAAUUUUACUGAGUUAUUUAAAAUUGUAAAGCGAAUACCAAAGCAAAGCUCGACCGGUGAUGCUACAGGAGUAGGCUAGUGACUGUUUUCAUGCCUUUUCACACCUUUAGGAAACAUUAACGGUGAGGAGUGAGCGGAUUUAAUAAACUCCCGGGCCUCUAUGUUUACCCAAGGAGAACGCUUUAGCAGUGCAAAGGUAACAGAGACGCAGGUGCAUCAACGACAGGCAGACUUUUUUUUCUGAAAGUACUACAAAAGGCCUGUAAUUGUAACACAAGUUUUCCUGUAGCCUGGAGAAGUGAUCUCCUGUCUAUCCGUCUGUGUGUUAGUCUGUACUGUAAGCUAACUGCUGCACUCAAGGGACCAUAUCCUAACAUAUGUUCUAUGCACAUUUACACCAAAACUAAUGCCGGCCAACAGUCCACAAAUGUAAAUAAAAGUGCGCAGCGGGGCUACAUGUGUACACAUGUGAAUGUUGUGAGCUCUCCAUACCAAAUAGUCUCCAAAAGCUGUCUACUAGAGAAACGGACGACGAAACCGAAGCUUCAGAAGAGGACAGAGCUUAUUACAGUUCCACUUCUGUCCGAUUAUUUGCAUCUAAACAAGAAGCCGGAGGAAGAUCAUGUUUGUUCCCUUGCCGGUGCCGUUCGUGUUUCAGAGAACUGCCCCUGACCUCAACGCCUGGCGUCUCAAGUCCCCUCUGGCUCUCCGCUCCAACUCCGAUAUCAGGAUGUCAAAGCCAGGAGAGGUGGAGAAAGUGGGGGCGGACUCACCGUUGGAGGGCACAGAUUCAGAGCGGAAUGGACCUGAAUCAAAUCACCAGGCUCAGUCAAUGAAAGUCAAUCCGUUUUCUCUUUCACCAAACCUGAGCAAGCAUAAGAUGGAGGAGUGUGGUGAGAUGUCCCCGGCCCUCCCUCUCUCUCACGGACCGACCCCCUCACAAACGGCUCUGCAACAUACACAGCUCAUGCUGACCGGCUCCCAACUAGCAGGGUUGACAGCUCUGUUGCCAGCACAGCAGCAGUUGUUGCUGCAGCAGGCUCAGGCUCAGCUCCUCGCUGCAGCUGUGCAGCAGUCCAGUGCAGCCCAUGCCGCUCACGCUGCCCACGCAGCCGCCCAAGCCAAUCAGCAAGCUCAGGCAGCCGCAAAUCAGCAAGCCCAGCAGCAGCAGCAGGCAGGACAAACAGGGCAGCAGGCCCAGCAGCAGUCCCAGGGACAGGGGCAGAGCACACAGGACCAGACAGCCCAAAGUGUCCCUGUCCCUCCUCCUCCACCCCAGCUCACACUCUCUCAGCCAAUCCAGCUCACCGCCCAGGACAUCCAGCAGUUGCUGCAGCUUCAGCAGUUGGUGCUGGUGCCCGGCCACUCGCUCCCAUCCCCUGCCCAGUUCCUCCUGCCACAGGCACAGCAGGGCCAGCAAGGACUCCUUUCGACACCAAAUCUUCUUUCGCUACCUCAGCAAAACCAAGGGAGCCUGCUGUCUGCUCAGACCAGAAUGGGACUCCAAGCACAGCGAGAUAAAAGUUUGGAUGUGAGCGGCGGUGGAGGCAUGACCACGGUGCAGUCUGUGACCACUCACCCCGAGGAGCCCAGUGACCUGGAGGAGCUGGAACAGUUCGCCCGCACUUUUAAACAGAGACGCAUCAAACUGGGCUUCACACAGGGAGAUGUUGGUCUGGCCAUGGGGAAGUUGUACGGCAAUGACUUCAGUCAGACCACAAUCUCUCGCUUUGAAGCCCUCAACCUGAGCUUUAAGAACAUGUGCAAGCUGAAGCCGCUGCUGGAGAAGUGGCUCAAUGAUGCAGAGACUAUGUCUAUAGACAGCACCCUGCCUAGCCCCAGCUCCCUGACUUCUCCCUCUUUAGGCUUUGACGGGCUUCCUGGGCGACGCAGGAAGAAGAGAACCAGCAUUGAGACGAAUGUACGAGUGGCACUGGAACGUGCAUUCAUGACGAACCAGAAGCCUACCUCAGAGGAGAUUCUGCUGAUCGCAGAGCAGCUCACGAUGGAGAAGGAGGUGAUCCGGGUCUGGUUCUGCAACCGCAGGCAGAAAGAGAAACGCAUCAAUCCCUCCAGUGCCACUCCUCCCCUGCCCAGCCAGGGUCCCACUGCCCCAACGACGCACAAACAACCCUGCUACAGCCCUCACAUGAUGUCCAGCCAGCUGUCGCAGGCCGUGACCAGUCUCAGCACAACAGUGACUACCAUGUCCCCCGUCUGCCCCCUGACUUCCAGCCUCACCUCCACCCAUCCCUCCCUUAGCUCUGCACCUUCCCCAGUGACUCCUCCUCCUCCUCCCCGCAGCCCAGCCACUCCCAGCCACAGCACACUCAACCUGAACACGGGCUUAUGGCGUAUGGGUAAAAAGAACGGUGACGUGUCUAACUACAUCACCGAUUUUGCUGCAAACUUGAGGAACACUGUGAUGGGAGUUAACACAGGGAUGAGCCAAGCCCUUCUCGGUAACAAUCCCCUGGCUACUAUCCAAGCCCUAGCAGCCAGUGGUGGCCAGCUGCCUCUUUCUAGUCUUGAGGGGGCCAGUAAGGUGAUGCUGGGGGCCUCUGGGGGCCAGGCAGGCCUCCACUCCUCCCUCUUCCUCAACCACCCAGCCCUACUCCACAUGAGUCAGAACCCCGGCGCUGGACUGCUCAGCGCUGCAGUAGCCAAAGCCUCCCAGGCCUCCCCUUUCCCAUCAGCCAGCAGCAUCAGCCCCACCCCCUGCUCUCCCUCCCCCUGCUCAAGCCCCGCCUUUUCCUGCUCCUCCAGCGAAAUGGCACACAGCCCGCCCUCUCUGGGCGGGGCCAAGAUUGAGUGACCGCGCCAAGUGCCAAUCAGAGAGGGGGAGGAAGGAGGAAACAGGAACCUCGCCUUUCACACCAAAGCUAUCUCUUUCUCUCUCUUGCACCCUUCUUCCGUUAAUUUUUUUCGCAAUGUUCCUCUCUCUCUUUCUCUCCCAGUCUUUCGAUGCCAAAAAUACACAGAAUGAAAGAGGAGAGAGGGAGGGAGGGAAGUGAAAGAGGGGAGAAGGGGGGAAAGGGGAAGAUUGAAACCAAAAAUCUUUAUCUAUCCAAACAUAUGGAGAGGAGGCAGCGUGGGACCUUUUAGUCAAUAACACGUGAAAUCGACAUGGCAUCUCUCCGCUCCUUCUCUCUGAAGGAAAACAAACCAAUGACUCUUUAACCAAGAGGCUGAAGAGACGCAUGUCGGAGUGCAUAAACCAAAAAUGACAAAAAGUUAACUUUACUAUGUGACAAAGGAAUGGCGGCAAGGACAAAAAUAAAUGGAGGACUGUGCAUAAGUUUUCCUUCUUUUUAUCAUUUUGAAAAGCUGCGGGUCUGAAGGAAGAGGAGAAGGGAGGAUACGUUUAAACCAAAAAUUUACCUGAGGAGGAGGCGGAGGAGGAAUACACAAAAAAAAAAACGACAACCAUACCAAAAUCCCAUAUACCAAAAACCAAAAAUACGGAGAGAAAAGCUUUAUUCAAAGGACGUGUAAAUACUGAAGCUAUCCAGGACCAGGACUCUUCUGCUACUGCUACUGCUACUCACACACACAAACUCACACACAUAAACACACAUCAGGAGCCAAUCCAUCCAUCCUGCCAUCGACUCAUCCUGUCUGUCAUGUGUCUCUCUUACGUUUCCAUUCUAGAUAUUUUGGAUAAUUUUUGUAAAUGAUUGUGACUAAUCGAGUGAAACGCUGGUGUUUGAAUGAUGCCAGUACUGCUGUAUCUUCAUGUGUUAGUCUCUUUACUACCUCUGGUUCUAAGAGCAUAGAUGAGCUUUAAUCUGUCCUUUUUUUAAUUUCAGAUGACCUUAACAGAGGCUUGUGAACCAGUAUUUGUUUUUUUACACUUUAAGAAGUACAGAUGGGAUUUGUUUUUUACUAUUUAUUAGUAUUAUCUUAAAGUACAGCUCCUAUUUAUUGUUGCAGCUUUUCUAGUGCCAUUACUAUUUCCCUCAUCAUCAGUGCCAUUAUCAUCAUCAUCAUCAUCAUUAUGCAUUCAUGGUUUCAUCUUGCAUUUUUUUCUGUCUGCAAUGUGACUUUUCUGCAGGAACAGAGAUGACGAAAGUGAAAAGAUGCUCAUCUCACCAAGUGCCGUAGAUCCGUAAUAGAGCUGGCACACUGCGAGUCGAUUUUGAAGGUGUGAAUGAAUUUAUUAAGACGUAAACAUGUGACACUUUGUGCUCUUAAUCAGUUCAAUCUUUCACUCUUAAAGAUGUAACCUGUUAUGGGUGACUCCGUGGCUAAAUAAACACGCCCUGGAAAACUUUGCACACAGAGAACGGCGUUUGUUGAGAGCCGGCGACCAUGUUAAAAGUAUGAAAUAGGGCCCUGAUUGGAGAUUGAAAGUAAUAACCAAUGCGACUGGAGGCUAAAUAAGUCAAUAAAGCCGAGUUUAGUCACAGCUGUUUCUCAUGCCUGCCGACACCUGUCUGUCUAGACAUGUUUACUGAUAUUUGUCUGUUUCCAUCAUAACGCCAUCAAUCACAUUUCACUGCCAUUUUCCACCUCAGACUGCCAUUAAUUCUCAAAUGGAAACCAAAGCAUUCUCAAGGCUGGCCUGAACUCUUCUUGCAGAGCUUCAGCCAAGACGUAUGAACACAAUAAAGACACAGGAGUAGGGGGGUGAGAACAGGACUUUACCACUGGAAACCCUCCCCCUUCUGAUGUAAUCCCCUCCACCUGACCCGUCCAAGUACCCACAGGGGGAAGCUUUAUUAAGGAAACUGUUCCUUUACUCCGAAACCCCCAGAAUGAGGGUGCACUUGGAGGGGACACGCUGUAGUGAGGGGCAGCAGGCGUCACACUUUUUUUUGUAAAAGGAUACCAAAAAUAAACGCAAACCAAAAACCCAAGGAAUGACCGAAGCAAACCAAAAAGAACCCUUAACCAAAUGUGGCUGGAGGGAGGAGGGGAGGAGGUCAAAGUGCAUCCCUCUUUGUCUGUCUGUCUGUCUGUCUGUCUGUAAGCAUUCGCCCCGCUCUGAAACUGUGUAGCAACGAUGGACAGACAGGCAGAUAGACAGGUGAGCAGGGGGGAAAAAAGGACAGACAGUUCCUCCCCUCCUCUGCCUCUCUCCCUCUCCAGCUCAGCUCUCUCUCUGGUCCUGGAUGGAGCUAAACGCAAAUGACCUCACUGAACUGAAAUCUUCUUUAAAGAAAAAAAAAUCUGUUUUUAUUUUUCUGUUGGUUGGUUCUGAUUGUUUUGAUCUCUGCCGUGUCUCUUGAUGCUGUUUUAUGUACUGUACUUUAGUGCUUAUUAACUCAUUUGGAAUAACUUACUCGCUUACUUACUUACAAGAGCUCCUUAUUUUUUUCCUAGUCGUGCUAGAGAUUUUUAUCAGGUGGUUGAGAAAAAAAAAACUGUGAAAAUUUAGCUUCCAGAUUUUUAUUAGAUAAAGAAACAGACUGUCUUGGCAGAUCUAAAAUAGAGACACAAAAAGCCAAAAGCAAAAAGUUGAAUAGCAAACUUUAACGAUGCCAAACCAAAUACAAAACCAAACCAAACACAGUGGAGAGGAACAGGAAGUGCCCUCUCUACACGAGGGUUCCAGUCAUUAUGCCUGAGGUGAAGCGUGAGGCGUUUUUUCUGUUUGUGUUUAUAAGAACCGAAAUGGUUAAAAAAGAAAAAGGGUCUGCUGUGAUGUCUUGUCAUUAAUCCUGACCCCAGCGACAAAGUAAACACUUCAGCUACAGAUGAAUACGCUCAGCGCAGGCCUCAGGCACAGUCGACGGUUUGAGAGUCGGACAUUAAACAUAUCCAAAGAAUAUUUGGUUUGAUCCACGCCAGAAAAAAACAGUCGACACACACGCGAGAAUCGAACCCCGAACCAAACUUUAGAUGUGGGGUAGGGGGUUUUAAACCAGGAAGGUGAAACCUUCUCUCCACAUGGACUCUUAGACGGAAUGUAUCUGUUAGUGCUUCUAUAGAUUUUGUAGAAAAAAAGAUCUAUGUUCUACUGCUUACUUAUCGCUAAUGUAUUAAAAUGAAAAAAAAAACCUACAAAAAAGACAGAGAAAAAAAAAGAUCCUAAAAACAUUGAUGAUAAUAACUUGAUUUUAGACCAAAAAUUUAAACUAUCUCUCUUUGGACUUUUUUUUAUUUCACCUUCUGAAGAUGAUUUAGACUUUUGAUUGUACUAUUUAUUCAGGGUAGCUUUGAUUUGUUUGCGUGUCUUGCUAUUUAUUUGUUAAUUUAUUUGUAGAGGUGCUUUUUCAUAUUCUGGGAUGUACUUUUUAUGAUUUUCUUUCCUUUUUUGCCCCUCGCUGAUAUUCUUUCUUACUUCUUUAAACCAAAUAAUACAAGAAAUGCAACCAGGGUUCCUGUAGGGACUUAACUAGAGAAUAUGGCUGAUCUGAUGUUGGCCAUAAUCAACUUCUCUUCCUCACUGAGAUGAAGUUUCCUUUAAUAGGAAGCGUACUCUCACAGUAUGGAGUCAGCACUGUGUGGAUCAACACCUUGUGAGUUAUGGGGGCGGGGGGAUUAUAUCUGUAAAUGCUUUCCAGGGGGUCAUGUCUUCAUGGCUCCUGACAUAAAGAGAAAAAGUUUACAUUCUGAUUCAACAGGAAAAGCAUGAAUUGAAUUCAUGUGUUGCAGAAAGAGGUGUUGGUUGAGACACAGUGCUGCUUCUGUCCUCUUUAUUUUCUCCCCAGGAGAAAGUUGACAAAAAUCUUUACAGCUACACAACCAAAAACACAGAAGAAGAUCAACGGAGGCAACGCUCAAGUUUUUUUUAACAUGAUGGAGAAGAUGAAGAGAGAAGAAGAGCUCCCAGCUGUAAAUCAGCCUCUCAACUUCUCACUUCAUCUCGCUCUCCUUUUUGUUUAGAUUUGUUUUUUAAAAAAUGUUUUUGUUUCAACUUUUCUCUGAGUUCCUUUGAAAAAAAUUCUUCAUCCACUGUAGGAUGUAAAAGAGAGAUAGUUCAUCAUAUACCUCAUAAUCUUUGAUGAUAAACCAAAUAGAUGAAUGCUUUAAAAUGCGGGGUUACAGAGGGGAUCAGGGUGCUGGGAUGGUUUGUGUGGAUGGUGUGUUUGUGAGGCUGGAAGCGGACACAGUGAGGCUUACCUAAUAGAGAUAACACAGAUGUUUGGGAUCGAUCUGCAGAGUAACAGAUCAUUGAAUAGAUUGCAGAGGGAGACAUUUAAGGUCAAAGGCCUGCACUGGUUCAUGCGCCUGUCUACACACACGCACACACACACACCCUGUCCCCCUGGAAAACACCCCCCGCUGUCUGUGUUGAGCUUUGAACACAGCCCUCUCCUCAGAUCUGACCCUCACUGCUCCCUCCCUGUCAAACACUGAGGACUGUGGGCUUAAAGCUGCUCUUUGGCACAGAUCUAGGAUCAGAUCUGGUAUAAUUUCAAGCUUUAAAAAAAAAAAAGCUGUGUGUCUGAGAGCAACUUUAUCAGCAAGGUCGCCGUGCCCUCUCUCGCCUUUAGGUCUCCUUUGCCUGAUGAGCGGGCAAAUAGACCACUUGAUGUCCGAGUGUAUCAGGGAGCGCUGUAGGGCAGGUACCUGGGGAACGGCUGAGACCGGGAUAGCUGGGUGACGCAUACACACACUCCUCACAACUCGUGUGUGUGUGAAGAGAGUCUGGAAGUUGGAGGGAGAAGAGUACAUGUGAGUCCAUCUUCUUGUUUUGCUUCGCUGCUUUGUUUCUGGAAAUAAACUUUUUUUGGUUGACUUCAGGGUUUAAGGGACUGAGUGUGAAGCGCAGGUCUCUGUGGUGGGGAUACCCCCUUAGUGAAUGAUACCAAAGUUAAUGCCCUGCCACCAGAUCCAGCAUGAUGUACACGCUCCCUGAAGUCCUGACGUCCACCAAAGUGUUUCAGAAACUCUUUCUCCACGCCAUCACAUAUUCUCUACAAGCAACAAAAAAUCUGAAAACAUUAGAAGAUUUCUUUUUAGUAGAAACCUGUAUCCAUUUUGUUACUAAAGUUAAAAGAAAAGUUGAUAUCACGCUCAUGUCUUGGACAUUAAUAUAAGUCUACCGCUAGUAGGUAUGGAGGACUACUAAUCAAGUAAAAAAAAAAGCAGGACUUGGCCCACACUGAUUUACAAUCAAUGCAAACAGGUUGGAAGUUUUCCAGCAAAGUUAUACAUAAUCAAACAACAAAACCACAAUUUUAAAAUGAGGUUUUUGUUCAGUGUGGAAAAGGGAAUUUGAAACCUUUCUUAGUGAGCUUUACAGGUACUAGCAGGCGUAGAAGUUUGAAUACUCUUAUUCAAACUAAGCCUACUAUUCAGGAUUAGUGGCUCAUAGCUGUGGAGAUCUCCUCACUCUGAAUCAAAGACUUAUUAUUGGAAAGUCAUUGUCUUUUGCUGUAGGUGUAGAUUCUUUCACUGAGCUUGGAAAAAGAUGAAAAAACUGCUUUGAAUAUGAUGUGAAUCAAACAGUUUGAUUCAGUAACAUGAUUCAUACAUUCCACCUCACUGACAGGGAUCAAGGUCAGACCUGUCCCCCUGUUUCCAGUCUUAAUGCGACGCGAGGAAAACCGUCGAAGUGCAGCUUGAUUUUUACCAUAAAGGAAGUAGCGUCAAGGUUAUCUAUUUCUUGGCCGGAAAUUGAAUACGUUUAUUGCUGAAGAUAUACAACGAUCAGUGCUUGAAGUUGAUUUGAACCAUUAAGAAAAAUGAGUCAGAAAGAUAAUCCUUCUGGACACGACAGCAUGAGAAAUGUGAUUGUUGUUGGAGAAGGAGAGACACGGCAAGCAAAGACAACAACAGUGAACAAACCGCAACUUCUUCCUCCACCCACUCUCAUCCACACAAUCACGCUCUUCCUCUCCCUCUCUCAUUCCUUCCUCUCUCUCUCUCUCUCUCUCUCUCUAUCUUCUACAAUACAGCUUUAGUCCAAAGGUUUCUCCAGCAACACAGCAAAGCGAGUCAGAUGUUAAAGAAUAAAACCAAAGAGCUCUAACUUGACCUUCUCCUCAACCUUUUCCUCAACUCCACUGAAUCCUUCACCUCUCUCUCUCUCUCUCUCUCUCUCUCUCUCUCUCUCUCUCGCCAUCCAUCCUUUCUUUCUGCUCUUCUUCUCCUCUUCGUCACCUAGCGAGCCGGUCUGUGAAGCACUAACCUCAGCUAUCCAAAGGGGAAUAAUAAUAAUAAUAAUGAUCAUAAUUAAGAUGAUGAUGAUGAAAUGUAUAUUUUUAAGUAUUUGUCAUUGGAAAAAUAAUCUUAAGCUUCUCAUAAUUAUGAUGAUGACAACGACGACGACGACAACGACGACGACGAUGAUGAUGAUGAUGAUGAUGAUGAUAAUGAUAAUGAAGUUUCUCUUGGUAUCUUUGUAGCUGUUCUGAUCCUUCUUAAGUUCUCGUCCUUUCUGCUCGUGCUGCCAGAGUACCACUUUACUCCCAUCAUCAAUCCCUCCCCCCUUUUCAUUUGUUCUACCUGAUGUUUGGUCCUAACGUCUACCUGUCUGACCUUAGACCCUGAAUGUUUGUGUCUAUGCCUCUGUAUGUGUGUGUGUGUGCGUGCGUGUGUGUUUGUGUGUGUGAGAGAGAGAAAGAGUGAGCAGUCAAACAUUAAAACCAAGGGAAGAUUUUCUCUGGUAGUUUUUUUCUUGUUAGCUGUUAAAUAGGGGAAGGAGGGGCUUCUCUCUCUUACAAUUCCACCUGUUUGCGAGCCUGUGUGUGCGUGACAGCAGGGCGGGGUGAGCGUGGGUGUGGCAUAAUACACACAAAAAAAGACAAAAAGAUUCCUUGUUCUUCAGACAACAAACCCCCACACAUGACUGUCAACUGUAAAGUAAUGUUUGCCAACUUCUUUCACAUGUAGCUUUAAUCCCCCCUGACACGACAAAAACCCUGUGUCCCAUAGUGUGUGUGCGUGAGUGUGUUUGUGUGUGUGUACAGGUACGGUUGCAUUGCCAUUACCCCUCCCUUUGUGUCUUCCAUCAUGUGAGCAGUCCUCCCCUUCUGUCUCCCCCUCUCUCCCCCCCCCCCCCCUCCUCUCUGUCUCCCCCCUCUCCUCCUCCCUUGUGGUAGCAUUUAGCCUUUUAGUGUAUUUAUCUUGAAAACCAAAAAAAGAAGAAAAAUAACUCUACUUGUUCAUUGUACAGUGUUGUUCAUUUUAAGUCAUUUUUGUAACUGAAAGUGUUUCAUUCAUCCAAAUAAAACAGGAGACAAAAACUGUA